Daphnia pulicaria is the source of this 3599-nucleotide messenger RNA. RefSeq lists its product as uncharacterized. The transcript is spliced from 3 exons. Gene Ontology annotation, molecular function: protein binding. Bases 805 to 2337 code for a protein of 510 amino acids. Lineage: Eukaryota; Metazoa; Arthropoda; Branchiopoda; Diplostraca; Daphniidae. The record is from RefSeq and is a predicted model, not a curated record. Gene Ontology annotation, cellular component: PRC1 complex.
UCUGCCCGAAAGUAGUUGCGUGCCGAUCGCCUUGGAGGUAAGGCGCUUUUUUUGGUGUGUGGUCAAAGCAUUCCCAAAGUACGCUGCCUUCUACAAGGAACAGCCCUUAUUCCACCUUCACAGUCAUUUUUGUCUUACCUCGUUCCCCAUUCAGUUUCAGGAUAAAUAGCUGAUUUCUCUUUGGUGCCGGGCUCACACAAGCCAGUGGUCAAGCGCUAUCAAAGAAGCAUAUACAUUCUGAAGCUGAGGGGCAUGAGAAUUCAGGCUUGUGGUCAACUCCCGAAACAAUCAGCACAUUUUCUCUUUGUGGUAUACCUUUCAGAGCAUAUCAGCAAACCAACACUGAACUGCACCUGACGUCCUCGGUGGGAAUAAACAAGAAAAAUAUUCCUUGCAUCGUUGAUCCCAGUCACGACUUUUCGCUUGGUUAGUCAAGUCGUCUUUUCAGAAAGCUCAUCAGUGCGUCCACUUUGGACAUUCUUCUGAUGACGAGGGGCUCUUCGUGUUGAAGAAAUUCGCUCUGGAAAAGAAUAAAAAAAGAAAAAGAAAGAAAACUAAAGCAAGAAUUUAACUCAGAAGCCUCGAGACCAACUGGACAUUAACUGGACCUUGACGAAGCUUUGCAACGAGAAUUCUUGAGAACUGUUCUGUGCUUGGUUUGGAUGCCGCUGGUGUCGUCAUUCCAAAGUAUCCUUUUUGACCAAGUCAACUGCACAAACAGACGGUGUCGCUCGUUUUGAGGAUAACUUCCCUGUUGAUUUAAUACUACUUCAGUCAAACAUCUAGCUUCACGAGAAAAAAAAAAUGGCAAAUCUGGACACGGACAGUCCUGUCGUAUGGCCAAAAUGGUGUUACAAUAAUCGACCCAAAAACGAUAAAGACGCUACCGAGGCGACAGUUCCCAAAACCCCUUUGUCAAACAAGACUCGUCGUAAAAAGAUCGCACGAAGCAAGCAAGAGAGCUCUGGCGUCAAACGCGAACGCUGCACUCCUGAUAUGGAGAUCGGCACGGGAUCAUCUCGCAGCGGUUCACCAUACAGUCCCAAUUCCCAUUCCUACCAACCUCAAACGCCUUCAAACGCGGAAACGCCAAGCAACUCCUGUUUCUCUCCACCGGAGCGUUUCAGCCCGGGAAACCAGAACAUCGCCACCAGCAAGUUGAUGUCAGAAGGACUGCAAAUGUCUCGAAACUACAGUGAUUUCAUGCGUAGCUUAGCAGCAAAAUACAACAAUUCCAAUCCCAAUGACUACCCAUCCCAACAAACCAACAGUUUGAUAUCGCUGAUGGACUCGCGUUCCUCUUGCAAGGAACUGGUUUCCGGCGAAGGAUCUUCACAUCAGACGUCCACUUUCCCCCUAUUUAAUAUACCGAUGAGUUCGUUUACUUCAAACGCUAUGGCUGCCCGAAAGCAUUCCGAGCUGGCCUCCACAGGAAGCGGAAGUGGUAAGAAAGAGCGUAAGGAAGAAUUUUUCACGAUUCCGGUUUUGCCUCUGUGUGGACUGGUGCAAGACGCAAAUAUUCAUCAAGGACUACCACCUGGUUUCCCGUCCAACCCUACGAUGGAUAUGAGCUCGACCCAAGCUUUGCUCAGCAUUGUCCGCUCAGCUACGGCUCGAAAUGCCCAGCAGAUAAAUACGUACUUCGGCGGCGUUGCUGCCCCAACUUCAACGGCAUCUUUGAAACGAACAGCUGAAACGGCUGGAAUCGCAUCGCAAACACCGCUCGAUCUGAGCGCUCCUGUUGCUAAACGCCCCUACGCGGAAACGCUGGCGCAGUCAACUGGACGUAAUAGUCGCUUCCUUGAUUCAGCCAGAGCGUCUUCGUUGGAAUCGGACAACCUUUUUAAGAGACAAUACUCUCCCACUGACAGAAAGUCGCCAUCACGUUUCGUAGCAAAUGUGAUAAGUGCUUAUGUCAACGCUAAUAAUGCAGAGAAGAAAGUGGCAACGCAAAAUACGGUUUCAGUCGUUCAUGCUCCCACAAACUGCCAUUUGAGUUGUGCUGCGCAUUCUUGUAGUCCGGCCGCAGCUGAAGUGCGGGAGUGGUCAAUCAGCCAUGUAGUUGAUUUCGUCAGAAGCAUUGAUCUCUGCAAAGAAUACGCUCAGGUAUUUCAAGAGCAUUCAAUCGACGGUAGUAUACUUCCAUUGUUGACUGAAGAGCAUCUCAUUACAAGCAUGAACAUGAAACUAGGCCCGGCAUUAAAGCUGAGAUCCGUGUUGGCAAAAAAGAUUGGCCAUUGUGCUAUAUGCCUUCAUUGUGUUCAUUGUCAUGCUGAAUCAACCAGAGUGACUCCGUCUCCGUCUUUACAAGAUCAAAAAGAUUUCGGCAAUGCAUGACUUGGAAAUCAAUGCCGUUUCAUUCUGUAUAAGUAACAUUUAAUGUAUUUUGUGUUUGUAACCUUAUUACGUCCCUUUAAUAAUCGAUCGAGAUGUUGAUCGAUAUUCUAUCAAUCGAUUAUUAAAGGAACAGCUAAAACUGUUUCAACAGCUGUUCGUCUGCAUUGUUUGGGGCCUUAAUUAGGCUCCUCCUACCAAAGAUGGCUGAAUUGCCAAAUUUGGGAAGGAAGAGCCUAAUACAACUUUAAACUUAAAUAUCUCGAAAAAUAAAUUUUUUCGAGGUAACAAACCUCUCGAAAAAAUGAUCCCCGUAAAAAAUUACCCUAGCCCAGUUAAAUACAAAAAAUCUUUAUUUUCCGUGCGUGUACCCUAUAGACAAUGUUAGGAUGCUGAGUUGCCAGGCCAGGAAAAGGCCGAAAAUAUCAGUUAGGGACGACAUGCCUGAAAUUAACACAGCCCUCAAUUUUUAAGUAAAAGGCAUUUUGUUUUCAAAGACAGUAUCCUGCCCCGAGGAAAGAGAACCCCUCGCCACCCCUUUGUCUCCUCUUAGUUUCUUCCUUCGUCUCUUCUUUCCAUUCUUCCCUUGGGGCAGGAAAUGGCGAUAUUUUUUUGUAAACACUGUAGGGACGUUUACAAAAAAAUUAAUAAUAAAUAAACUACAAUGUCCAGUGAAGUCAGAAAACAAUAAGUAACUUGCCAGAAUGAUGACAAAUCCUUUAAAAAUAUUAAACACUAAAAUAACCUGUUCUUUCACUUGUAUUAUUUAAUCAAAAAUGAAGCUCCAUAAGAGGGCUGUGUUAAUUUCAGGCAUGUCGUCCCUAAUCGAGAUUUUCGACCUUUUCCUUACCUGGCAACUCAGCAUCCUAACGUUGUCUAUUGGUCAGACAAGGCGGGGCGGACAAUUGUAGCAGACAUCAUCUUGACUCAAAUGCUGCGUUGCCGCGAGGGCAACAAAUGUAAAAAAAAGAUGUCAAACAGCCCUAUAUGAAUGCAGAUGUUCCGUAAAUUUACAACAUGGGUAACUCCAUUUCAACUUGAACUUUUUGUCGCGGAAAAUUCUGGUUCUUUUUCAGGGGUUUUCUUAAUACAUUAACAUGCAUUCAGCAAAAUGCCUUCUGGUUUGUUAUGGGAGAGCUUAAAUACCAUCCCACCUAUCGUUGGUAGAGCGCUAAGGAAACACCAAUAAAUAACGUUAUAAUUUAUCCAUUGAAAACUAAUUACUAUCAAUAUUAAUUCAAUACACAUUACGAGUACAACAAGUA